GCAAUUACAAACUAAGAAAAAACCAACUUCAGCUUAUGAUCAUACGGAAACAAGUUGCGUAAAAGUUCUUCCUUCCUAAUAAGAGGCCGGUAGAAUCUGAAGAAAAGCUUGCUUUAGUUGAGUCGAGAGAAAUUGUGGAAUAAGAUUGCCGAGUUGCAAGAAGGUGAUAUUAUUGUCGGAAAAGUGACGAAACACAUUGAGAACGAGGUUGAAAGGAUGAAAAGUGCAACAGUUAUCGGAGGAACUUCACAUCCGGAGCUUUUGCGCUUGAUUUCACAACGUUUAGGGAAAGAGCCUUGCAGGGUGUCAUUGAAGCGAUUUUCGAAUGGGGAAACAAGUGUAGAGAUCCACGACUCUGUGCGUGACAAAGAUGUUUUUGUUCUUCAAAGUGGUAGCUCUACUGUGAACGACAGUUUGAUGGAAUUACUCGUUAUGAUUAGCGCUUGCAAAGGUGGCUCCGCUAGGAGGAUCACAGCUGUAAUGCCUUAUUUCCCUUAUUCUAAGCAAUCAAAAAAGAGAAAGUAUCGUGACGCAAUCACUGCACGAAUGGUUGCGAAUUUGUUAACCGUAGCUGGUGUUGAUCAUAUAAUAACUUUGGACUUGCAUGCAUCUCAAAUGCAGGGGUUCUUCACCCGUCCAGUAGACAACUUGUACGCUGAACCUAAUAUUGCCGAAUGGAUUCGCAGAAAUGUUGAGGAUUGGCAAGAAGCAGUUGUGGUUUCGAAAAGCCCAGGUGGUGCCAAGCGGGUAACUAGCAUGGCUGACACUCUAGGUUUGGAAUUCGCUUUAUGUAACACAGACAGGAGUAGGCGCUCUCACUUUCCCGCUACUAUCAAUGAUUCUAUAGUCGAGGAAGAACGCGUUCCUAACAGGCACUCGGAACGUCCCCGUAUCCACACCUCCAAAUAUUUAUUGGGACAUAUCGUGGACGACGAGGACGUUGUUAGUACUCCUGUCAGCAAUUUUUCGGAGGACUGCACGCUUGAGAAUACUUAUUCUCAAGGCGGAUGUCCUAGUGAUGAUGAAGAAGAAGAAAACAUAAUCUCUGCCUCUAUCUUCACUGAGCGCAUGAUCACCUUAGUUGGUGAUGUGAGGGGUAAAACCACCUUAUUAAUGGACGAUAUGAUUGAGAAUCCUACCGCUUUUGUCAUUGCUGCCGAACAUUUGGUUAAGCGCUGCGGUGCGAAACGUGUCAUUGUCAUGGGCUCCCACGGCAUUUUCCAAAAUAAUUGCCUCGAAGAGUUGGAAAACUGUAAUUGUAUUGAGCAAAUUGUUGUGACAAAUACUUAUCCCAUAAAGCCAGAGUUAAUAGCGCAAAGCACUAAGCUUGCUGUGAUUGACAUUAGUGGUGUUUUGGCUGAAGCCAUCCGUCGUACUCACAAUGGUGAGAGUAUUAGCUUUCUGUUUAAAAAAGCUCAUUGAAAUUACUCCCCCUUCCAUAGCUAUAGCUUUAGGAGCAGACGCUCGUUGUUUUGCACAUGUGCCAAUUUAAUGUUGGUCUCUAAUCUGCACAAUGAACCUUUUUUUGGAUUUUUUUUAAUAUACUUAUCAUAAAAAUAUACAGAACAUUGGAACAGUAGUAGACCUUAGAGAAGGGCCGAGCUGUACCACCCUUUAUCAUCCUCAUUUUCCAACUGUAAAGAGCAAGAGACUACCUAAAUACUCUUUUAUAGAG
This is a messenger RNA of Schizosaccharomyces cryophilus OY26, 1675 nucleotides long. RefSeq names its product ribose-phosphate pyrophosphokinase. The record is from RefSeq and is a predicted model, not a curated record. Gene Ontology annotation, biological process: 5-phosphoribose 1-diphosphate biosynthetic process; purine nucleotide biosynthetic process; ribonucleoside monophosphate biosynthetic process. NCBI's taxonomy places the organism in Eukaryota, Fungi, Ascomycota, Schizosaccharomycetes, Schizosaccharomycetales, Schizosaccharomycetaceae. Gene Ontology annotation, cellular component: cytoplasm; ribose phosphate diphosphokinase complex. Gene Ontology annotation, molecular function: magnesium ion binding; ribose phosphate diphosphokinase activity. The transcript has a single exon. The coding region runs from base 217 to 1422 and encodes 401 amino acids.